UACAAAUGAUUGAAAAAAAAUCAUACAUAUUUAAUCGAUUAUUUGUAUGAAGAAAUUGAUAAUAGGAUAAUUUUAUGAUACUUCACGGUUUCAUCUUAUAACGUAUAAAUGAACAUAUGCUGAAACCGGAUAUUUUUUUAAAUAAUUACGAAGAAAUAUUUUCAUGUAUCACAGAUAAGGAUAUAUCUGAAACACAUUGACCUUUAUUUUAACUUAUAUAAAGUGUUUUAUUCAAUAACUGUGUAAUAUUAAAAAAUGCAAGUUUAACAUUAUUGUUACUUGAAAUAUUUCAGAUGUUAACACAUCUUCGUUUUUUUUUUCAUUAUGACAUUACACUCAAAGCUUUUUUAUAAUGCAAGACGAAGAUCUGAAAUAAUAUUGUCUAGAUUAUUUGUAGCUGAUCAAAUUAAUGCAUACAAACAUACUUUUCAACAAAAAGACAAAAUAUAUACGAAUGGAAAGGAAUCUAAAAAUUAUUCUAGAGUAAAAUAUGUAACCGGUUUUGUGAUCACUGCUUCGCUCUUAGGUAUAUAUUUUUAUAAUUCAUCGCAAGAAAAAAUACAGACAUUUAAACAAACCAACGAUAUAGAAUGUGGAAAGUUAAGAAAAGAUUUUAAAACGUACACAUUAGAAGAAGUGGGGAAACAUUAUAACAAAGAAAAUCGUAUUUGGGUAACUUAUAAAGAAGGCGUAUAUGAUAUUACGGAUUUUGUCGAGCAACAUCCAGGUGGUUCUUCCAAAAUCAUGAUGGCAGCUGGAAGUUCGAUAGAACCAUUUUGGUUGAUUUUUGCUAAUCAUAACACACCAGAAAUAUACGCUCUCUUAGAAUCUAUGAGAAUUGGUAAUAUAUCUAAAACAGAUGCCAAGUCUAUUAUUAGCGAUUUAAAUGAUCCAUAUGCGAAAGAACCUUCUCGACAUAGAGCUUUAAAGAUCAAUGGACAUAAGCCCUUUUGCGCAGAGACACCAUCUUCUUUAUUAAUUGAAAGCUUUCAUACACCAGCAGAUCUUUUUUAUGUUAGAAAUCAUCUUCCUGUUCCUGAGAUAGAUUUAAAGACUUAUGUGGUAGACAUAGCUAUAGAAGAAAAUACAAAAAAAACAUUAGAUUUCGAAGCAAUAAAAAAAUAUCCAAAAUAUACAGUUACCAGUGCUAUAAUGUGUGGUGGAAAUAGACGUUCGGAAAUGGCAGAGGUAAAACCAUUAAAAGGUCUUAGUUGGGGUGUAGGUGCUGUCGGUAAUGCCACUUGGUCAGGAGCACGUUUGUGUGAUAUAUUAAAAGAUUUAGGUAUAAAUGAAGAAGAUUAUGAUCAUGUACAGUUUGAAGGUCAUGAUGUAGAUCCAUCAGGAACGCCAUAUGGCGCAAGUAUUCCUAUUAGUAAAGCCAUGGAUCCUAGAGCAGAUGUAUUAUUAGCAUACGAAAUGAAUGGACAGCCUAUACCAAGAGAUCAUGGGUUUCCAAUUAGAGUAAUUGUUCCAGGAGUCGUAGGUGCGAGAAAUGUAAAAUGGCUUGACAAAAUAAUUAUUUCUAAGAUAGAAAGCCAAUCACAGUGGCAACAAGGUGAUUAUAAAGCUUUUUCACCUAAUACUGAUUGGGAUAAUGUAGAUUUUUCAAAAGCACCAGCUAUACAAGAGAUGCCUGUUAUUUCUGCUAUUUGUAAGCCAGAACAAUCAGAAAAAGUUAAGAUAAAAGAUGGCAAAAUAGACGUAAAAGGAUAUGCAUGGUCUGGUGGAGGUCGGAAGAUAAUCAGAGUUGAUGUAACAUGUGAUAAAGGAAAUACUUGGCAUACUGCUGAUCUCAUAGAACAGGAUCUUAAUGCUAAAGAGGGUAGAUAUUGGAGUUGGACAUUAUGGAGUAUUAAUCUUCCUGUUGAUACAAAAUUAAAGGAAGUAGAGAUUUGGGCUAAAGCCGUCGAUUCGUCCUAUAAUGUUCAACCGGAAACAGUAAAAAAUAUUUGGAAUUUACGGGGUUUCUUGUGUAAUGCAUACCACAGAGUAAAAGUUCAAUUAAACUAAUCCGUGACAGUAAUACGAUUAGAAGAUAUAAAAUGUUUUUCUGAUUUUUUAAAAAUAAUUAAUGCUUGUUUUGUAUUAUACAUGUAUUAUUUUAUAAUAUCUACAAAAAAUAAUAAUUUUUAUCAAAAUGCAUA
Vespula pensylvanica (western yellowjacket) is the source of this 2144-nucleotide messenger RNA. It is a transcript of the gene shop, whose product is annotated as sulfite oxidase, mitochondrial. The transcript has 7 exons. Gene Ontology annotation, molecular function: oxidoreductase activity; molybdenum ion binding; molybdopterin cofactor binding. The coding region runs from base 325 to 2010 and encodes 561 amino acids. Gene Ontology annotation, cellular component: mitochondrion. The record is from RefSeq and is a predicted model, not a curated record. Lineage: Eukaryota; Metazoa; Arthropoda; Insecta; Hymenoptera; Vespidae.